Messenger RNA from Cucurbitaria berberidis CBS 394.84, 4077 nucleotides. Its product is annotated as RecF/RecN/SMC protein. The transcript has 2 exons. The coding region runs from base 131 to 3775 and encodes 1214 amino acids. Gene Ontology annotation, biological process: mitotic sister chromatid cohesion. The record is from RefSeq and is a predicted model, not a curated record. NCBI's taxonomy places the organism in Eukaryota, Fungi, Ascomycota, Dothideomycetes, Pleosporales, Cucurbitariaceae. Gene Ontology annotation, cellular component: chromosome. Gene Ontology annotation, molecular function: ATP binding; cohesin loader activity; ATP hydrolysis activity.
CGUCACUUCACCUCGCCAUCACCCCGCCAUGUCCUGAGCCACCCCGACGCGAUCGCAUUGCCAGUCCACUCGCAUCUCUCCCUCCAACCUCUACAAACCACCUGCGCGGUCAUCGCGCCCAACCGCCGCUAUGGGGUACAUCAAGCAGAUCACCAUCCAGGGCUUCAAGAGCUACAAGGACCAGAUGCAAAUGGAGCCCUUCUCGCCCAAUUGCAAUGUCAUCGUUGGUCGCAAUGGCUCUGGCAAGAGCAACUUCUUCGCUGCUGUGCGCUUCGUCCUCGGCGAUGACGACCAGUUCAUAAGCCGCGAAGAGCGUACGAAUAUGCUACAUGAAGGCUCCGGCUCCGCUGUCAUGUCUGCAUACGUUGAGGUGUGCUUCGACAACACCGAGGACCGUUUCCAGACGGGCAAGCCCGAGUUCUUCUUGCGCCGGACCAUUGGCGCAAAGAAGGACGAAUAUUCAGUCAACCGCAAAAAUGCCACCAAAUCCGAAGUCCAGCAGAUACUCGAAUCCGCCGGUUUCUCGCGAUCAAACCCCUACUACAUCGUUCCCCAGGGCCGUGUCACAGCACUCACCAACAUGAAAGACUCGGAGCGGCUACGACUACUAAAAGAAAUCUCCGGCUCCAACGUAUACGAGACGCGACGCGCUGACAGCGUGAAACUACUCGCCGCCACGGACAGCAAAUGCAGCAACAUCGACGAUGUAGUGGCGUCGAUCAACGAGCGCCUAGACGAGCUAGAAGGCGAGAAGGAAGAGCUGGAGGCAUGGAGCAGGAACGAUAAGGAGCGACGAUCUCUGAUGUAUACACUCAAGACGCGCGAAGAGGCCGAUCUCGAAGACCUGAUCGAAAACAUCGACCGUUUGGACAGCCAAGGCCGUGAGAUGCGGGAGAACAACGAGGCAAGCUUCCUGCAGAACGAGACCGACAUUGCUCAGAUUGAGACCGACAUCAACAAGCGGAGAGGCGAUCUCGACGUUCAGCAGGCAGACCGCGUGCAGUCAGAGAAAGACCGAAAGUCUGCUUCGCUAGAAAAAGCCAGAGUUGAGCUUGAACUCAAGGCCUUGCAGGACAACCAGUCUGCUGCACAUCAAACGAACAAGUCACGCGAUGCACAAAUUAAGACCAUCCAGCAGCAAAUACGUACACGCGAAGCCGAGCUUAAGCAGCUACUGCCCCAGUACAAAGCAAAGAAGGAGGAGGAGGAGGCUGUCCGAUCACAGUUGAUGGAGGCUGAGGGUCAACGGAAGCGGCUGGAGGAGAAGCAAGGCCGCACAGCUUUCUACAACAACAAGCGAGAACGAGAUGAUGCACUGCGCACACAGAUCGACGAGACAAAUGGUGAUCUGAGCCGUCGCAAGGCCGUCUUGAUGCAAACCAAUGAGGAAAUCGUACAAAUUCAGAGCGAUGUCGAGCGAUUAGAAGGCGAAAUUGCGGAGCUAAGGUCGAUCAUCGAGAGCGAGGGAGACGCGAGUGUGAAUCUCGCGGCGAAGAUAGAGCAAGCGAAAGAUGCCUUCAAAGCCAUACGUGAUGAGCAGAAUAACCUUUACCGAGAAGAGAACCGGGUGAACAGCCAACUCUCAAAUGCCCGCAACGAUCUGAACAAAGCCGAAGGCACCUUGUCACGCUUGCUAGAUCAUGGUACCAGCCGCGGUCUAGAAUCGUUGCGUCGGUAUCAAGCAGAUGGCGGCCUCGAGGGCGUGCAUGGCACCAUUGCCGACUUGCUCCAGGUGUCGGAGACAUAUAGGACGGUGACGGAGAACGCAGCAGAGGGUGCUCUCUUCAAUGUUGUCGUCGACAACGACAGGGUCUCUAGCGCGCUCAUUGACAGACUUAUCAAGGAUAGGGGUGGACGUCUCACUUUCAUACCUCUAAAUCGCGUUCAGGUGUCUAACAUACAACCCCCGACCAAAGGGGACAUGCAACCCCUGCUUCCAAAAUUGACGUACGACGACCGCUUUGACGUUGCGUUCAAGCACGUCUUUGCAAAGAUUGUUGUCUGUCCUAACUUGGACGCUUGCAAGAGCUAUGCGAAACAGUACAAUGUCCGGGCAUACACUCCAGAUGGAGACAAUGCGUCGCGAAAGGGACAGUAUCGAGGAGGAUAUCACGAUCCUUCCAAGUCUAAGAUCAACGCCUACCAAAAAGUCAUUGAGGCUCGUGCGCUUUGCGAGGAGUUGCAACAACGCAAGCGUGACAUUGCGAAUCAAUUGGAACAGAAGCGUCAACAGGCGACUGCUGCGUCUAGUGAAACCCGAAGACGAGAACACGAGAGAAGCAAGGGCGAGAAUAGUUAUGGACCGAUGCGAGAAGAGCUUCGGGUCAAGAACAAAGCACUGCAAGAUGCUCGGGACAGCCUCGCAAGGAAGCAAGGGACCGCUUCAAACCUGCAAUCAGCUAUCAAUGAGCUCGGUGCGCGACAGAGCGACUGGGAGACUGAGAUUGCUUCCCCGUUCGAGAAGGCGCUAUCCAGAGACGAGGAACAGAUGCUCAUCACACUCAGGAGCACUGUGCAAGAUCUGAGGCGUCAAUCUGCGCGAAUCCAAACAGAACGGACCACCCUCGAGAGCCAGAAGGUCGAGGCUGAGCUCGAACUGAACGAGAACCUGCGACCAGAGCUUGAUAACCUACAAUCACAGCAAGGUGGUACGGGUGGUUCAACGAAUCAAACGACGCAUUUACGGGAAUACGAACGUGCACUUGAUGCCGCAAAUCAGACUAUUGCGGUCCUCGAUCAACGAAUACAAGAGAUUGACGCUCAAAUCGAAGACAUUCGAGCUCAGCUCGCUGAGCUGGAGACGACAAAAUCCGAGAAGGAAUCGAGCAACCGGCAGAUCGCUAAAGCCCUGGAGAAGCAUGAGCUGGCCAUGUCCAAGAAAGACUCUGAUCGCAGUCGGCAUACAGACCGACUUGCUGAGGUCAAGCGGAGUAUUCGGGAUCUGGGAACUCUACCCGAAGAUGUCGACCGCAAGUAUGCACGAUGGGACACAACCAAGGUCACCAAGGAGCUCACCAAGGCCAACCAAGCGCUGAAGAGUUUCGCGCAUGUCAACAAAAAGGCCUUUGAACAGUACGAAAACUUCACACGGCAACGCCGCACGCUCAUUGACCGCCGCGCCGAACUCGACACGUCCCGAAAGUCUAUCGAAACGCUCAUUGACACGCUCGAUCAGCGCAAGGACGAAGCCAUCGCUCGCACCUUUCGCCAAGUCGCUCAAGCGUUCAAAGAAGUCUUUCGAGAGCUCGUAACAAUUGGCCAAGGCCGGCUCAUCAUCAACCGCAAAUCCGACCGCGACGUUCGCCACCACGACUCAGACGACUCAGACGAGAGCGAAGAGGAAACGCAGGCCAAGAAGGGCAGCAAAGUAGCAGAGUACACGGGUGUAAGCAUUGCCGUAUCCUUCAACAGCAAACACGAUGAGCAGCAAAAGAUUAGCCAACUUUCAGGCGGCCAAAAGUCAUUGUGUGCACUUGCUCUCAUCUUCGCGAUUCAGAAAUGCGACCCGGCGCCCUUUUACCUCUUUGAUGAAAUCGACGCAAAUCUCGAUGCGCAGUACCGUACUGCGGUCGCACAGAUGUUGAAGAAGUUGUCUGGACAGGGUGGCAAGACGGGCGAUGGGGGAGGACAGUUUAUCUGCACGACGUUCAGACCAGAGCUGGUGUUGGUGGCAAAUCGGUGCUAUGGCGUGACCUUUUUCAACAAGACGAGUAGUAUUGGUGUCGUGCCGAGAGAGGAGGCGAUGAAAUUCAUAGAGGAUGUGGAAAAGACGUGAGAUGGAAUUUGUUUCCGGUUCGUAGUGUGUAACUGGCUCCUUUCUCGCUCCGAUAGGUGGUGGAUGGUGGUUACCUUGUUUCAUUGAAGAGGUAUCUGGCGUUAUCCGCCUCUCUCUAUACCAAGAAUCUUUCUUUUCAGAGCCAACAGCAACUUUGCACUGUUCAUUUAUGCAUACCGUAACCCACUAUCUACCUUUUGUACACUCCAUGAACGUGUCUGAGUAUAAAGCUAAGGAACGCGUCCUAGGUGGAGACAAUUGGACAUGGACGAAUUAUACAUGAGACUAGGCCAUAGGGAAGU